Aspergillus nomiae NRRL 13137 is the source of this 1503-nucleotide messenger RNA. RefSeq names its product M20 family metallo-hydrolase. The coding region runs from base 1 to 1503 and encodes 500 amino acids. Gene Ontology annotation, molecular function: hydrolase activity, acting on carbon-nitrogen (but not peptide) bonds, in linear amidines. NCBI's taxonomy places the organism in Eukaryota, Fungi, Ascomycota, Eurotiomycetes, Eurotiales, Aspergillaceae. The transcript has 3 exons. The record is from RefSeq and is a predicted model, not a curated record.
AUGGCGUCUUUCAUUUCUCCCAAGUCUGCUACGGUAUUACUCAAUAGAUUACCGGUCAGAUCGAGAGUAUUGCCAUUCACAAGGACAGUGCCGAUCCAACCACGCCGGGCAUUCUCCGUUUCUCUAAAACAAGCCAUGUUGACGACAGAGCUAUCCGAGGCCGAGGUUUCGGCGCUUAGAGCUAAUAAGGACCGCCUUGCAAAAGACCUUCAUCACAGUUGUCAAUGGGGGUUUGGUAUACGCUGGGGAGAUGGACUGACGGACACUGGAAUGCAGCGCCUGACGCUGUCUGAAGAAGACAAAUCCGUGCGAGACUGGUUCAUUGAAACAACAAAAGCGUUAAAAUGCAAAAUCACGAUUGAUGAAAUGGGCAAUAUCUUCGCUGUGCGUCCCGGACGGAGAAAGGAUGUGCCCCCGACAUUCAUCGGCAGCCAUCUAGAUACGCAACCAACAGGUGGUCGCUACGACGGGAUUCUGGGUGUUCUCUCAGGUAUUGAAGCGCUAAAAGUUAUUGAUGAAAUGGGCCUGGAGACAGAAGGAGGCAUAGGCGUUGUAAACUGGACGAACGAAGAGGGAGCGCGUUUUCCCAUCAGUAUGGUCUCUUCUGGCGUAUGGGCCGGUUCUAUACCUCUUUCACGGGCACAUGGGCUCAAAGAAGUACCAACGGUGGCUUCUCUCCCCACUGCAUCUUCUGCCCCAGAGUCGUUGAAAUCGGCACUCGAAAAGAUCGGCUAUCUAGGAGACGUUCCAUGUUCCUAUGAGGCAACUCCCAUGGCAGCUCAUUUCGAGCUUCAUAUCGAACAGGGGCCUCAUCUGAUUUCGGCAGGUCAACGCGUUGGUGUUGUCACUGCCGUCCAAGCCUACCGCUGGUAUCGAGUCAAUGUGACGGGUAGAGACACCCACACAGGUACCACGGCGUUCCAACAUCGUGCAGAUGCGCUGUACGCCUUCGCUCAAAUGAUGGUGCGUGCUCGGGAAGUUGCCUCUUCUCACGGUUGUUUAGCCAGUGUCGGCAUCGUCGAGGCGAAACCUGGUAGCGUCAAUACCGUGCCCGGUCUUGUCAGCUUCUCUCUCGAUAUUCGCGGUCCCGAAACUGAAUUGGUCGCAACUGUGGAGGAGAAACUGAGGAAGGAGUUCGACGCCAUUGCAGCGGAAGAAGGCAAGGGCAUUGGUAAGCCGUGUCGGGUCGAUUGGACUGUAGAGUUUGACUCUCCAGCGGUCAAGUUCCACCCAGAUUGUAUCGACUGUGUGCAGCAAUCUGCAGAGGCUGUUGUCGCUGAUGCGCCGGAGCCCAAAUCUCUUGUGCGGACGAUUAUGAGCGGCGCGGGACACGAUAGUGUCUUCACCUCGAAGAGGGUGCCCACCAGCAUGAUUUUCGUGCCAUGUAAGGAUGGGUUGAGCCAUCAUCCGGAAGAGUUCUGCUCUGCAGACGACUGUGCCACAGGUGCAUCUGUCAUUUUGCAAGCGGUGGUCCGGUACGACCGGAAGAGAUUCUCAUCGUAG